CAGAUGGAGCCGGACGCCCACGCCGAGGACGACUACGACGACGACGACUGGCAAGGGCAGUGAUGCGCCUGUCUGUUGUUUCUCGGCCUCUUCGUCUGCGACUGCCUCAACCGCACUCGCGGCGACUCAAUACCCGUCUACGAUACCGACCUCAGCUGUGCGGUCUGGCGCGAUGUGCUGGCUGAAGCUGCCAUCCACGCUCAGCUCCGUCUAUCUUCCCGUGCGUGCGCCUGCGGCCGCCAUCUCCAUCCUCCAUCUACAAACGCAACAACCCCAUCCCAAGUCUCUACGAGCUCCCCGAGUUCCUCAUCUGCACCGCUCCGCCCGUGUCUCAUUCCUCCACACGCCUCUCCACGAACGCCCAUCGAGCGCGCGCCGCUCACACCUCAGGCGUCGCCCUCACGGCGCCACACGACCUCACGCUCUACGACUCCACGAGGCGAUCUGUUCUCCUAUGCCGCCGCGUCCCUGCAGCGCGUCGCCUCUACGACCCACUCGAUCCGCCCCCCCUGUUCCCCUCACGCCCUCAGCUAGUUGAUGCAUGCAGCAGUCCUGGACCUCUGCGAGUCUGUGCGCCUGUGUGCGAGUAGCGAGCGGCUGCGGAGAGGUGCAGGCGCCGCAGGAUCGCGCAAGGGGGCGAGCAAAGGAUGGGUUCGAGAGUGUGCAGGCCGGGAGACAGCU
Messenger RNA from Tilletiopsis washingtonensis, 681 nucleotides. RefSeq lists its product as hypothetical. The transcript has a single exon. The record is from RefSeq and is a predicted model, not a curated record. NCBI's taxonomy places the organism in Eukaryota, Fungi, Basidiomycota, Exobasidiomycetes, Entylomatales. The coding region runs from base 173 to 538 and encodes 121 amino acids.